Molecule: messenger RNA, 3111 nt
Organism: Moneuplotes crassus
Lineage: Eukaryota; Ciliophora; Spirotrichea; Euplotida; Euplotidae
Source: the annotation of a GenBank genome assembly
UCAAAUUGAUUCCGACCAAGAUAGUGAAGGAGACCUUACUGCUGAGACUUCCAUCAGGAAUAUCAGAUUCGGCAAAUUUAUGCUAGAAUCCAUGCUGAAGCUAUUUUGAGCAACUUGUACCCAUAAGCAGGCGGGAACAGAAAUUAAAGCUCCUUUGAUUAGCAUUUUCGCGAACAAAUUAUCCCAAAAAUCUCCUGGUUCAGAUUUAAAUCAAGGGAUUUUGCUGUUUUUGAUAAGAGAAUAUGAGAAUAGAUUUAAUAAUCAGAAGGAAGUUGAAGAUUUUCGUCGGAGCAAUUGAAGUAGCAUGCCUAUUGAGAGUAAAGAGUCUCGACUAAAGAGUAUAUCUUUCCCUUUAUACCCUGAUAAUAUAAAUCACACUAUCAUUGUGUAUAACUAUGUACCCCGAAACUGAUUGGUAAAUUUAUUCUUUGCUCUUCUUUUGCAGACUAAAAUCAUCAUUGUGACCGAGAAAGUUGGAAGAGCCGCUUUGAUUAUCGAGUCAUUAUUCAAGCUUAUUUACCCAUUCGACUCCUCUUGAUAUACCACAAUUGGUGAUGUACAGGAAGGACUAGCCGAACUUGCUGGAGCACCUUUUCCAGUAAUCAUUGGCUGCAGCCCAUCUAAAUUUUACUCUCUUCCAAACUAUGAAGUAGCGAACGUUAAGGAAGAAUGAAUGAUCUGUAAUAUUGAUACAGAAGAGAUUACUUGGCUUAACGAGAUCAGUUUUCCAAAAUCUCAAAGCGAUUACCUCAACGAGAAGCUAAACGAACUUCAAGAAGAAGUUCUUACUAAUAAAGACUUCAGACUCGACGGAUAUCUCGAUCUCACAGAUGAGUCCGACAAAAGUGUCAAACUCCAAGUAAUGGUAAUCCUAGAGUACAAUAUGAAGAUUAAGAAGAUCUUUAUCAACGUAAUGAUUCUACUUCUGUCUAAUUACCAAGAGUUUUGGAACCAAGUUGAUGGAGAAUUCGAGUAUGCUAGGUACAUAAAACUCUUCAAUAAGCAAAGUUAUGACUUUUAUUCAAAUUUUGUCAAAACUCAGCUAUUCCAUACCUUCCUGCAAGACAGUGACGAGGAGAAAACAAUGGAAAUAAAGGAGUUUCUAAGCUAUUACUCCUUACUGAAAUCUACCAACAAAGCGAACAGUACUAUAAAAUAUGCCAGUUUUGGACGAAAAGUCUCUGAUGAACAAACCCCAAGUGAGAGUGAAAGCAUGUCGGAUGAACUAAGCCAGAUCUGCCACAAAACAAUGAAAAUGAAACCCCUGACAUUCAAGCAGAAUAUGGAAAUCCUCAAUCUUCUUGAAGCAUUUGAUGAGGAUUCUGAUUGAGAUUCUCAGUUUGAUGAUGAUCAAAAUGAGUCGUCCAUACAAGUAAAUUUCCUAGACCAGGAUUAUGAAAAGAAGACCCAGACACCUGAAAAGUACCAAAGCAGCAAGAAGCUUCCUAGAGUAGAGAACCAAUCCCAAGCAUUAAUUUUUGGCCAAAGCCUCAAGCUCAUGCCAGGGAGGAAAAGAUGUGAUUCCGGGAAAUUAGACGCUAAAGGAUCCAGAUUUAUUGCUCGAGAUUACAUCGCCCUUUCCUCUGAAGAAAGGAGCCCAAUCCAAGUAAAAUCAGGGAACAUGACCGAGAGAACAUCUUUUGAAAAAUAAAACUAAAGAAUUAACUAAUUUCUUUGGUAUCAAAAAUAAAAAGAAGGAUAGCAAAAAGACCAUAAAGGCUAAGAAAUCUAAAAAUAAAGGCAAGGCUAACCAAAGUAGAGGGUCCGCAAAGAGCCUCAAAAACAGCGGUAGAAAGACAAUGAACCCUGACUCUGUCGUUCUUUAUGACCUCAGCAAACACUUCUGCCUUUCAUCAGUUCCAACUGUAGAAGUGAAUGUUGUAAGUAGUGAGAGAGGUGAUGAUAAUCUGUCGAUCACAUCCAGAAGUGUAGAGAAGAUACCAAUGAAAAGCGUUCCUCAUUACAGGUCCAUCGGCUGAGACUUAAAGGUAAACAGGUCCAUACUUGAUCAAAAUAAAAGUAAUGGAGGAAGACUUAGAUGGAGCAAUCAUAAACAUGGAAGUCCCAAUACUGAAAGUUUAUCAGAAGAUGAAGCUAGUGAAGGGAUUAUCAAAAAUAACGAAAUCUUAUCUACAAAUAAGCCUUAUGAAUCGUCACUCAAUACUAAACCUCAAAUGGAGGAGGUAAAACCCGAGAAUGAGAAGCAUCUCGCUCAAAGUAUCCCAGUGCUGAAUCUAAAGACCAAGCAGAUCCCUCAUCUAGAACAUAUGGCUAGUUACUCUCCUCCUCGGGAAGAACACCUGAUUCCUAACAGUCUCAAAUAACACGCUAUCAAUUGACAUCCCAGUAGAUCGGAAGAAGAAGUUUACUCUUCGGAAAGACUGAAAUAGCGAUAGUGGUCUUCAUAAGAUGAUAAACUCCUCAAAGAUUCUUGAGCAAAAAGGAAAUAAGUCUUACCAACCAAUGAAGAACUUUCGGAUGAAAAAUAUCAAAAAAUAUGGUAAACAAUUCAGCAGCUCUCCAAACACAAAGAUUUCAAUUGAAACCCGCUCUGGAAGGAACAAGAAGACAAUCAAGCAGUACACUCAAAAAAUGCCAAAGAUCCGACCUGAGGAAUAUAGCGAGACAACUAAGAAUAGUUCAAACAAUUUGAUGAUUAGGAAAUCUCUCCUUUGACACCAAAAAACCUAUAAAAACUCUUACUACAAUGCUCAGAAUAAGCAGAAUAAGACUAUCCAGUUAAUGAAGAACAAGGAUUCCUCGCCCUCACUGAAAAUACCUCGGAGCCCUCAUUGCUUCAAAGUAAGGUCGAAUAAAAUCAUGACUUUUGAAAAGAAGGUGGCAAAAGAUGUAAAUUGAUCCUAUGAUCAAUCGCUUUAUAAAAAUGGGAGGCUGAAUUUUCAUGUCAAAAAGAACUCAUCCAAGCCUGUUGCACUAACCAAAGGGAACUGUUCAGAAAGCCAGAAGAAGGCACCUCCUAAGUUAUUAUAAAUGUCUAAGAUGGUUAGAUCCUUUCAGUUGGUUCAGGCUCUCAUUGAAGGUAGAUGAUAUCCUCCAGAUUUGAGCUCAACCUCAUCAUAAUUCCUAUCUCAAAAUCAUAUUAUUUCAAGU